AUGGACAUUUUAGUCUGUGACACAUUGCAAUUGUAUUGGCUGAUACACGAUGAAGGUGAUAGCGGCGGGUUUCCUAAAACUGGAACGAAAUCUGUUUGCACGGCGCUGCGAAUUUUGGGAUAUACUGUCUAUGAUUUCGAAGAAAACGCUACCUAUUUAGCCGAUGAAUGGGCUCAGGUUUUACAUCAUGGAUGGACAACAGCAUUUCGGAAAAUGUAUAAAGAUAUUGACGCUGUAACUGACUUCCCGGCGUGUUGUUUCUGGGAAGAAAUCUAUAAAGCUUUUCCAGAUUCAAAGAUUAUUUUAAUGAUCAGAGAUGAUGAAGAAUCCUGGUUCAUGAGUGCAGCAAAUCAAAUACGAGAGAGUGAGAGCAAGAUAAUCGCGCGACUAUUCACUUUGAUAUCUCCAACAGGAAGUAGAAUGAUGGUCAAUUUUAAAAAUUAUGGUAAAUUCACCGAUAUGUUGUUGAUUUAUCAUGUUAUUGGGCAUGGAGUGCACAAAUGAAUUUUUUUCUAAUGUUGUUAGUUUCUAUGCUGUUUUUGUAAUUGUGACCAAAUAUUAGCUUCCCAACUUUCAAAAUGCCAGUUUUCAAAAUGGAAGUUUGUUCUUCAAAACAAUUACUUUUGCAGCAAAUCAAUGUUUUUCCUAAAUUCCCUGGUAACAUUUUUUUAUUCGGAAUUCUGCUGUCUUUUGAAUGUCUGUUACGAGAAUUUUGUUAUUCGAUUUGUAUUGUGGUUAUAGCUAUUGCAAAUAUCUUUUUCUGCUCAAACCGUUCAGCUUUUUUCAUGUUGUAACUACGUAGAAAUUUGAAUGAUAU
This is a messenger RNA of Styela clava, 817 nucleotides long. The record is from RefSeq and is a predicted model, not a curated record. NCBI's taxonomy places the organism in Eukaryota, Metazoa, Chordata, Ascidiacea, Stolidobranchia, Styelidae.